Messenger RNA from Plasmodium malariae, 1296 nucleotides. Its product is annotated as transmembrane emp24 domain-containing protein, putative. Gene Ontology annotation, biological process: intracellular protein transport; endoplasmic reticulum to Golgi vesicle-mediated transport; Golgi organization. Gene Ontology annotation, cellular component: endoplasmic reticulum; COPII-coated ER to Golgi transport vesicle; Golgi apparatus. NCBI's taxonomy places the organism in Eukaryota, Apicomplexa, Aconoidasida, Haemosporida, Plasmodiidae. Bases 1 to 1296 code for a protein of 431 amino acids. The record is from RefSeq and is a predicted model, not a curated record. The transcript has a single exon.
AUGAAUGUAAAGGAACAAAGCGGGAAAAAACGGAAUAUCUACAGAUUUAAAAGAAAGAGAACUCUUGUGAGGCCAAUUUUUGUAGUAUUCUUGUUGAUUUUUUUACACACAGUAGUGGAUUAUGUGUUAUCAAAUAAAAACACAGGGAGGGAUAAAAAGAAGAAUGCAGAUGGUAAGAAAGGAAUGAAUAAAAAAAACAAAUCCGCUUCGUCAGGCGGAUCGCACAGUGAUACUAGCCGCAUUGAUAAAAGGCACAGCGAUAACGAGUACAGUGAUAGCAAGUACAGUGAUAGCAAGCACAGUGAUAGCAAGCACAGUGAUAGCAAGCACAGUGAUGAUGAUAAUAGUGGCAAGAGUGGGAAGACAGGAAGUAAGAAAUAUAAAAAUAAAAAGAAAAGAUCAAAGGACAAUAAAAAAAUAAGUGUAGAUGACCAUUUUGGACAAGUAAAUGAGGAGGACACAAAUAAUAAUAUUGGUUCUGAAGAAGACCACUUUAUGGAAGACUUUAGUAAAUUUGAAAAGAAUUUUCAUCAAGAUUUACAAGACGAGGAUGGUAGUCUUGAUUAUAUGGAGGAUGAAAGUGAAUAUGGAGAAAAUGAACAUGAAAUUCCGGAUAAUCCAAAUAUUGAUGAAAAUUCAAAUGAUAUGAAACCAAAUGCUAAUGAUUACCAGUAUCAUGAGAAUGAUGAUAUAAUUGAACCUGAUGAUGAAUUAACAAAUAUGUGGAAUAAAAAUAUGCAGAAUUUUGAACCAUCUACUUUAUUAACAUUUGAAAUACCGGGUAAUUCUGAAGAUUUUUUAUUUGAAGAAAUUUUAAAACCUAACACAUAUUUUAGAGGUGUUUUUUAUUCAAAUAAUGAAUCUGAAGAUAAUAAAAUUGAAUUUUUAAUUUCGGACCCAGAUUCCGAAAUAAUUUUUAGAAAGGAAGCUAGUGAAGGUAUAUUUUAUUUUUAUACUGUAAAAACAGGUGUAUACACUAUAACCUUAAGAAAUAAUAAAUGGGUAGGAAAGAAGUUAACAACUGUUGCUUUAGGAUUAGGGGAAAAUCCUUCAUUGAAAUCGGAUGAUAUUAAAAGUUUUACGAACUAUAUAGAUAAGAUUCUUUCGGAAACAAGGAAAUUGAAAAAUGAAAUAAAAUAUUUAUCAUCAAAACAUAUGUCACAUAUGCAUAAAAUGAAAAAAAUUACAAACAAGGCUUUCCUAUAUUGUUUUAUCAAAUUAUUUGUACUCAUUUUCUUGUCCUUAUUCACCAUAUAUUAUAUUAAAAACUUGGUCAUGAACAAACGAGUUCUUUGA